UAAAGCUGUCGCGUGAGAUAAAAUCUCACGACUGCCUAACAGUGAUUAGGACAGUAAACAAUAUUUAUAUCUGGAAUAUUUUUAGUAUAAUGAUAUUUUUCUCAAAUGAUGUCAUACUGUAAAUAGUAUAUGAAGAAUUUAACUCAUUUUGUUAAUAAAUGGAAAUAUGGAAUGAUAACAUUAAGAAGAAUAUUCAAAAUGCAAGUUGAAAUUUACUAAACAAGGAAUGUAAAAAUUUGCUUAUGAGCAUCAUAACAAAAGUUUUUAACGUCUUGUGAUAAUAAAUAUUUCUAAAAUGACAUUGGAAGAUGCACAAAAUGCAGCACGAAAAGCAGUACAGUUUGAUACUAACAAUCAAUAUAAACAGGCAUUAUAUUAUUAUAACAUUUCUGUGAAAUAUCUUGCUGAAUUGCAAGAUCCUAUGUAUGAUCAAAAAAUUUCUGAAUAUAAGGAAAGGAUAUCUUUGAUACAAAAACUUCUCGAUGAAGAUGAACAGAAAUGUCUCAAAGCUCAAUCUGUGCAUCAGUCAGAAUUGCAGAGAUGUAAAUUUCUUAUAAAUCAAGCACAAGAUGCAGAUGAAGCUGGCUUAAAGGAUAUUGCUGUAAAAUUAUAUACUAAUGCUGCUGAAUUUGGACUAAGUAUAAAAACUACUGAUACAGAACUGAAAGGGAAAAUAACUGCUCUUGUACGACUUGCUCUUGAUAGAGCAGAAUCUCUGAAGGGUUUGAAAACUGAUGACAAUUUUGAUAUUAUUGAAAAACUUUCUAAAUUACCUCCUGUUCCAGAAACAAAUCUAGAUGAAGAUGUAGAUCAAAUAGCAACAUCACCAAUAACAAAAGCUACUCAAAAUUCUGGAAAGCAAACUCGACCGCCUCUUCAUCGUGGUAGUAGUGCACAUUUAAAAGUAAGCGGUGGUAAUACAAGCUAUACAGAGGAAGAAAAAAGGGUUUUACUUCAUAGUUCUCAUAUUAACGACCAUGAAUUUGUACCGUUUAUGAAUAUAGAUCUUACAGAGAAAUUUCAGUAUGCCAUUCCAUUUACCGAUAAAGAUGGCUUGUUAGAAUUAGCACCAAAACAGAAACCUGAUUUUGCGAAAUGGUGCCGGCCGGAAGAACUAUUUCCUGAUCCAAAAAUGCUUAAAACUUCCCAUGUUGAUUAUUACAGUAUAAAACAAACUGUUGUUUCUGAUUGCUCUUUUGUUGCUUCCCUUGCUGUUAGUGCUCAAUAUGAAAAAAGAUUUGGACGUAGACUUAUUACGUCCAUUAUUUAUCCAAAAAACCGGAAUAAAGAACCAAUUUACAAUCCAUUUGGAAAGUAUAUGGUGAAACUACACCUUAAUGGUGUUCCACGAAAAGUAAUAAUAGACGACUUGCUCCCUGUAAGUCGAUACAAUCAAUUACUCUGUUCCUACUCCAGCAAUCAUGGAGAGCUAUGGAUCUCGUUACUUGAGAAAGCAUACAUGAAAGUAAUGGGUGGUUAUGAUUUUCCUGGCUCAAAUAGUAAUAUAGAUUUACAUGCUCUAACUGGGUGGAUACCAGAGAGGUGGGCUAUAAGACCAGGUGAACCAGAUUUUAAUAAAGACAAUUUAUUCAACGUUUUAUUGUCACGUUUACAUAAAGGAGAUGUACUAGUAACAGUCGCUACUGGAGAACUCUCUGAUUUAGAUGCCGAUAGAACAGGUCUUGUUCCUACACAUGCAUAUGCUGUUCUUAAUGUGAAACAGAUAAAUGGAGACAGAUUGUUACAACUGAAAAAUCCUUGGUCUCAUUUACGUUGGAAAGGAAAUUAUUCCGAACUUGAUACGAUACAUUGGACAAACGAAUUAAAAGAAGCAUUAAAUUAUGAUCCAGAUUCUGCGUCUCAAUUUGACAACGGAGUAUUUUGGAUCGAUUACGAUAGCAUAUGUCGCUUUUUUGAUGUAUUUUAUUUGAAUUGGAAUCCAGGUUUAUUUAAUUACACUUAUUGCAUUCAUCAAAUGUGGAAUGCAGGAAUAGGGCCAGUGAAAGAUGCGUACAAUAUCGGUGACAAUCCUCAGUUUAAUUUAGAAGUGCAAAAUAACGUAACAGGAGCUAUAUGGAUUCUUCUGACAAGACACAUUACAGACAUAGCAGACUUCCGACAAAAUCAAGAAUAUAUUACAAUAUUGGUUUAUCGAAAUAAUGGAAGAAGAGUAUAUUACCCUCAUGAUCCACCGCCAUACAUUGAUGGUUUAAGAAUAAAUAGUCCUCACUACCUCUGCAAAAUAAAGUUAGACACUAAUAGUGAUUCUCGGUAUACUCUAGUCAUAUCACAGUAUGAAAAGACAAAUACGAUAUAUUACACUUUACGUGCGUAUGGAACAUGUCCAUUUACUUUGCGAAAGAUGCCACAACUUUAUAAAUAUGAAAAAGAGAUAACUGAUGGCCAGUGGAAAGGUGCUUUAGCUGGUGGAUGUAGUAAUCAUCCAACAUAUCAAAACAAUCCACGUUACCAAUUAGUAUUAGAAAAUUCCAAUAAUAAUAACUAUUUAUUGAUUAUAUUGAAAGGUCCUAAACAGUAUCAAAUAGGUUUUGAUAUUGUCUCGGUUGUGCUAAAUGAUCCUGAUGCACCUGGUGCAUUCAAAAUGAAAAGUUCUGGACCAUUUAGGUCAGGCUUUGUUUACCUUGAACUAGAAGAUGUACCUGUUGGUACAUACAACAUUAUUCCGUCGACAUACAUCCCUGGACAAGAAGGACCUUACUUUUUAAUUUGCAAAUCGUCUUGCAAACUUCAGCUUCAAAGGCUUCAAUAACAAGACUAACUUUAGUAUAAAUUAGUACAAUUUUGCCUCGAAACAAGCAACUGUUUCAUUCUUCAGAACACGUGUAAUGUUUUCUCACUCUGAUACAUAACGAUUCUGGUGUAGAAUAUGUAUGUUGCUUAUUUCGAAGCAAUACUGUAUUUUGUAUAUAAUAGCACUUUGCGUAGUCACUAAUUUAUAUGCAUCAAUUGUGAUACACAUAAAAAAAUAUAAGAUAUUUAUACUUACUGUUACAAAAUUAUGAAUAAAUGUUAAUACUAAAUCCUUUACAAAACUAUAAUUACCAGAGUGUAUGUUAAUAUCAUAAGCCAUAAACUUUGAAAAGAAAAGUACACAAAAUACACAAGAUUGGAAAAUGAUAAAGUAGAUUAUUAUAAAAUGUUUUUAUUAUAUUUUCAAAGUACAAAUUAGACUAGACAACUAUUGACUGGAUUAUGAAGAUUUGUGGCACUUUAUUUAUGUUCAAUAUUUGUUCGAUAUUAUGUUUGGCACGUAUGCAGCUCAAUUUCGACGAGUAUAAUUUCUAAAUAUCUUUAUCGGCUAAUCAAUUUUUUUUGUACUAUUUGUAUGUAUGUACUUGUACAUAGUACGGAAAGAUAAGAAUGUUCUUUUGGAAUCAAUUAUAUUGAGUAAAUUAUAUCCUUGUAAAUUGUUCGUUAAAAAUACAAGGUGAAUACACUAAUUAUUUUUAUAAAAUAAUGUGUUUUAAAUAUUCUGCAUGUGAAAUAGUAUAAGAAAACGCAUCGAAUUUGUUACAACCGUAAAUAUUACUGCAUUACCAUAUUUUGUGUCUACUUAAUAGAAACUAAAUUCUACAAUAUUAUUUGAUUUCAUUAAUGAUUUUAAUUCUGACCUUUUCUCUCAAAAUUUUUCAAAGUUUUUUCUUUACUACAAUUUUGCCUAACAUAUUUCCAUUUUUAUAGGAAAUAUAUAGUAAUUUAAAUCCUAAAGAUAUCAUAACUUAAUAACAAUAGUGUUCUGUGAUUGAUGUUUGUGAUAUUCAAAUAUCAUAUUUUGCAUUUUUAAUAAUCUUGAAUAUAAGUUAAAAUUAUGAUAAAUUUUACAUCCAUCAGUUACGAAAUUUGUCAACAUCUGUCAAUAGUAGCUUAUAGUUAAUUAAAAACUAAUAAUUAUUUAUAAUUGUAGUAUUUUUUUGUUAACCUAAUAAUAACUAUAAAUAAAUAAUUACUCGAGCUAUAUGAAAUCAUGGAUCAUGAAACAGAAGUUGAGUAAAACAUAUGAAGAUGUAUUUACAUAACUGCUGCCAGAUAAAUUAUAAAAAAAAUUAUGGACAAUUAUACAAAAAAAUAUACACAAUGAAUAAACGCAAUAGUAUUAGUCGAGAACAAAACUGUAAAGAAAACUGUAUAGAGUGAAACUGUAUAGUAUAACAGUUGUUAUGAAUAAGUAUUCUAGCAUUGUAGUUAUUUAGAUGUACAUAUAGAAGGCACUAUUGUCAAUAACGUAGAUAAAUAUUAUUAGUAAAGUAGAGAAUAUUAAAAUCAGGUUGCAUUUUUACUAUCCUGCUUACUGGUAUGAUAUGCGUUAGAAAUUUACUCAAUUUUUAGUUAUCACGCAAAGUAUUACACAAUAAUACAAUGACCCUUUGCAAUCAAGUUAUUGCAAUGAAAGUAGCUUUCCUUUAUUUUGAUUAUACUGUAAAUAAAUUACUAAAAUAAUAAUGUUAAAUUCAUUGAAAUUACUAACUUAUAUUGAUUUUGUUUUAAAAUAAUUUUAACUUAAAGUAAUAUUAAAAUACCACUGCAUUAUAAUAUCACCUUAAACAGUUUUCUUUACCAUAUAUUUAUUAAACUUGCUUUCUUCUAAUAAAUUUUGAUAUUUCGGUAGUAUACGCUAUUGUUUUGAAUAGAGGCUAAACUGUACAUUGUAUAAACGAUAUUAGAAAUUACAACUACUACAAGUAGAAUAGUAUUUAUAAUUACAAGUUAAACUAGGGACGAAUUGUUAGAUGCAUUACUUGUUAUCGGUUUGAAAGAGAGCAGAGUUUACGAGUAAUUAUCUUAAAAACUUUUCAAAAUAUUUAAUGUUCUGAAAAUUGUUUUAUUUAAUCACAUUCUUUAGCUUACUUUAAUAGAUUGACUAUAGAUUCGGCCUUUUUCUUUAGUUUUGUGCUAAUUUAUAUUUUUAACGUUUUAUUUUGGUUUUCUCCAAGGCAUUAGUUUUAAAUUGGCACCUUUCAUAUUUCUAAAUGUCUUGCUAACGCAUCAAUCAAAAUUUAUAAUGUCUAAUUUGCCUCGUUUAGUUCUCAAAAUGAUUUCAUUUGUAUCACGAUCACUCUUACGAGUAGUAAUACAAAAAUUAAAUCUCUUAAAAUGAGAUUAAAUGACAAUUGUAUUUAAUGGAAGGAAUUGAUUUUCACAAUCUAAAAGGACGUUAUUAAUAUCGUUUGAAAUUUAACUUUCCGUACCUCUGCUUUUUAUCUAAUAUACGAAAGUGAAAAUUAACGAUGAUAAUAAUAAUAAGAACAAAGUCAUAGUACGUAAUUACUUUAAAUAAUACUUCGACGCUUAUAUUUUUAGCUUAAAUAUAAAUUAGUAAACUUACUUUAUCGAAAUUUCGUUAUGUACAAAUGUUCAUGUAUAAAUAAAAACAAACGAACUCAAAGGCGCGAAAAGUUAGAUCUUUUUGUUAAUGAAGUUUUUAGACGGAAAAUAUCUAUUUUAAAUAGUAUAUAUCUUUUCUAUUAGUCAAUAAUAUAUAUGUAUAUUAUUG
This is a messenger RNA of Megachile rotundata (alfalfa leafcutting bee), 5512 nucleotides long. RefSeq names its product calpain-7. The record is from RefSeq and is a predicted model, not a curated record. Gene Ontology annotation, biological process: proteolysis. NCBI's taxonomy places the organism in Eukaryota, Metazoa, Arthropoda, Insecta, Hymenoptera, Megachilidae. Gene Ontology annotation, molecular function: calcium-dependent cysteine-type endopeptidase activity.